Miscanthus lutarioriparius is the source of this 870-nucleotide messenger RNA. NCBI's taxonomy places the organism in Eukaryota, Viridiplantae, Streptophyta, Magnoliopsida, Poales, Poaceae. The record is from the annotation of a GenBank genome assembly.
AUGCGCGUCACCAUCACGGGCGGCGGGACGCGGCUGCACGUGGACCUCUACUACGCGUGCGUGCAGAGCCGCGCGCUCUUCACGGUGUGGAGCCUGCUGCAGCUGAUGCGGCGGUACCCCGGGCGCGUCCCCGACGUCGACCUCAUGUUCGACUGCAUGGACCGCCCCGCCGUCAACCGCACCGAGCACGACGACGGCGACCCUGCCUCCCCGCCGCCGCCGCCGCUCUUCCGCUACUGCACCACCAGGGAUCACUUCGACAUCCCCUUCCCUGAUUGGUCCUUCUGGGGCUGGCCGGAGACGAACAUCGAGCCAUGGAACAGGGAGUUCAAGAGCAUCAAGUCCGGCGCUCGGGCGACGAGAUGGGCGGACAGGGUGCCGACGGCGUACUGGAAGGGGAACCCGGACGUGGCGUCGCCGCUGCGGGUGGCGCUGCUGGGGUGCAACGACACGGCGCUCUGGCGCGCCGAGAUCAUGCGGCAGAACUGGUCCGACGAGGCCAAGUCCGGGUACCAGCACUCGAGGCUCUCGUCGCAGUGCACGCACCGGUACAAGAUCUACGCGGAAGGGUUCGCGUGGUCGGUCAGCCUCAAGUACAUCCUGUCGUGCGGCUCCAUGGCGCUGCUGAUCGAGCCGCGGUACCAGGACUUCUUCAGCCGGGGCCUGGAGCCCCGGCUGAACUACUGGCCGGUGACGAACGGGGCCGAUGAUUGUAGGGACACAAGUUCGUGCAAAAGCAUGUCCAGAUUUGAGGCCAGUUGCAAUUCCCUUGAAUUUUUUUGUUUCCCAAGCCCUCUGAACUUACUGGUUGUAUUGUGUAUCUUGGCGUCUGGUUUUCCCACUACGUCAUCUUAUAGCAAAGGAUUAUGA